AUGGCAGCCCUUCGACCACUGGCAGGGAAGCUGGGCAUUGUCACUGGAGCCUCCAGGGGCAUUGGCGCUGCAAUUGCUGAAAAUCUGGCGGCCAAAGGGUGCAAUUUGGUGCUCAACUAUACCUCAGCCUCAUCUGCUUCCCUCACAUCAGAUCUGUCCAAGUCUCUAGAGUCCAAACAUGGCAUCAAGACGCUAGGCGUACAGGCCGAUCUGGGCACCCCUCAGGGACCAGCGGAUCUAGUUGCGGCUGUUAAGCAGCACUUUUCAGACUCGGGGGCGUUCCAGAUCGACAUCAUUGUCAACAAUGCAGGCGUGGCACUCAACAACAAGAUCCCCGAGGUGCAGGUCUCCGAGUUCGAGACGACCUACAAAGUCAAUGUCCUCGGACCCCUGCUGCUGAUCCAGGCCGCACAGCCCUACCUGCCCAAUGACAGAUCCGGGCGCAUCAUCAACCUGUCAUCUGUGUCCUCCAGCACCGGCUUCAUCGGGCAGUCUGUCUACGGCGGCUCCAAGGCGGCCGUCGAGGCCAUGACGCGCACGUGGGCACGCGAGCUGUCGGAGCGGGCGACCGUCAAUGCCAUCAACCCGGGCCCCGUGCUGGGGCCCAUGUACGCGGCCAACACGGACGAGUUCAAGGCCGGCAUCAAGGGCUGGAUCGAGCACACGCCGCUGAUGCGCGCGCGCCAGGGCAUCGACGCCGACGAGCUCGUCGAGGACGCAAAGACCAGCGGCGGCCGGCCCGCGUACACGAGCGAGGUCGCCGGCAUCGUGGGCAUGCUGUGCAGCGAGGACGCCGCGUGGUGUACCGGCCAGGUGGUGUGUGCCAAUGGAGGCAUGCUGAUGCUACAUUAA
Molecule: messenger RNA, 852 nt
Organism: Phaeoacremonium minimum UCRPA7
Lineage: Eukaryota; Fungi; Ascomycota; Sordariomycetes; Togniniales; Togniniaceae
Product: putative 3-oxoacyl- protein
Exons: 2
Coding region: 1-852 (283 amino acids)
Molecular function (GO): oxidoreductase activity, acting on the CH-OH group of donors, NAD or NADP as acceptor
Source: RefSeq, a predicted model, not a curated record